This is a messenger RNA of Lethenteron reissneri (Far Eastern brook lamprey), 10882 nucleotides long. RefSeq names its product afadin-like. Gene Ontology annotation, cellular component: cell-cell junction. Gene Ontology annotation, molecular function: protein binding. NCBI's taxonomy places the organism in Eukaryota, Metazoa, Chordata, Hyperoartia, Petromyzontiformes, Petromyzontidae. The record is from RefSeq and is a predicted model, not a curated record.
AUGGCGGUGUGUGAUUGGCGGCGCUUUUGCUGUUGCGUUUGUGCGGUUGUGGUGACGCAGGGCUCGCUGCAACACCAGGUGCCCAAGGUGCUCACCGUCACGCUCAAGAAGCAGCACGGUCUGGGCCUCAGCAUCGUCGCCGCCAAGGGUGCCGGUUUGGACAAGCUGGGAAUCUACGUCAAGUCGGUGGUCAAAGGCGGCGCUGCUGAUCAGGACGGGCGUUUGGCUGCUGGGGACCAGCUGCUCAGCGUCGAUGGGAACAGCCUCGUGGGCCUUUCUCAAGAGAGGGCGGCCGAGCUGAUGACCCGCACCGGCUCGGUGGUGACGCUGGAGAUCGCCAAGCAGGGAGCCAUCUACCACGGCCUAGCCACCCUGCUCAACGAGCCCUCGCCCACCACGCAGCACAGAGGAACGGACCGUCGCACCGGUGGCAAGGCGAGGCCCAAGAGCGAGGGGCUGGAGUUGUACCGCGGCGCGGCGCGUCCCGACAGCCCGGAAGAGCCGGCAGAGACCCACACCGACGCCCACCAGCAGCAGCAGCAGCAGGAGCAGCAGGGCGGCGCAGUCUCUCACGGCGACGACCGGCUCGUGAAGAACCGCGCAGACCACCGCUCUACCCCCAACGUCGCGCACUCCCCCGACAGCGUGGGUCUCCGCCCCGUGUACCCGGGCGCUCCGGCCUCCAGGGUCCAGUCGGUGUCGACCGGCAACCUCAAGGCAGAGGAGAGUCCCUCUCCGCCGUCGCUCGAGGCCUACCCGGUGCCCACAGCCACCUACGCACGCGAGUGCAGCACGCUGCCACCCCCGCCCGCAGACAGCUCCCCCGCUUGGGCGGCCUCCGGCAUGCAGAGAGCGGCGCACUCCGAGGAGGAGCUGCGGCGAGACCGCCCCUACCGUGCGGCGGGGCCGCCGCCGCCACCGCCACACCACCACCACGGGCAGCAGCAAGCGCAGCGCCAGCAGCCGCCCUCCUCGCUCCUAUCCUCCUCCAGCCACGAGCAGUCGGCGCUGUCGGCUCGCGCGCCGCAGUACGGCAUCGCCGUGGGCGGCGCCGCCUCCGCCAAGACGGGGCCGGGCCGCUGGAAGACGCCCGUCGUCAGCGGUGGCGGCGGCGGCGGCGGUGGCCAGCAAGGAGGCGGCCUCCCUCCGCCGCCCCCUCCGACGCGGUACCCGCCGGGGUACGGCCCCGAGUCGCGGGACCUCCCGCCGCCACCGCCGCCUCCGCCGCCGGCGUCCGCCCUGCACGGCAUGGGCGGGAUGAGCGGCGGGGGCACGUCCUCGUCGCUGUCGUCGCUUUCGUCGCCGUCGCUGCCGUCGCCCGGCUAUGGCGGCGACGCGGGGCCCGAGGCGGAGCGCAAGCGCGAGGAGCAGCUGCGCUGGUACGAGGCGGAGAAGGCGCGGCUGGAGGAGGAGCGCGAGCGACAGCGGCGCAGGAAAGCGGCGGGGGCCGCUGCUCCCGGCGGCGGUGGCGGUGGUGGCGCGGGCGCGGGGUCGGUGGUGAGACCGCACGAAAGGCCGGCGGUGCCGUCGCAAGGAGACACGAUCAUCAGGGAGCUGCGCCCCCAGUCGCAGCCGCGCACCAUCGAGCGCCACGACCUGCACUUCCUGGUGCCCCCCCCCGCGGGCACCGGCGAGGAGGAGAGCGCCAGCGGCUCCCCGCAGCUGUCGCCGUCGCCGUGGGCGCGCGACGCCCGCGAGCGCCAGGAGAAGCAGCGGCAGCAGCAGCAGCUGGAGAUGCUGGAGCGGGAGAUCGCGGCGCUGCAGUCGCGGCCGCAGCACCAGCUGCUGCCCGAGGAGAGCGACCGGCUGCGCAAGCUGCUGCUGGAGCGCGAGUUUCAGCGGCGCGUGCAGGAGGUGUCGCUGCGCCGGCGGGGCGGCGACGACGACGAUGACGACGACGACGACUACGAAGAGAGGGACGACGACGAGGGAGGUGGAGGCACUAGGAUCGGGGCGCAGGCCGCAGGGCAGAAGCAGUCGGUGCAGGAAAAGCCUCUGCCGUGGCAACACCAGCAGACGGGAGACUUCCACCAGCAGCAGCAGCAAAGGCAUGAGGAGGAGACGCACGUGUUGCAGGCCUUCCCGACUCUCUCGGUCUUGCACUUGCUCCAGGACGAGGAGCGCCGGAAGCAUCAGCAGCAGGCGGAGGAGCGUGCGCGGCAGCAGAGGGAAGCGGAUGAGCGGGCAAGGCAGCAGCGAGAAGCGGAGGAGCGAGCGAGGCAGCAGCGAGAAGCGGAGGAGCGAGCGAGGCAGCAGCGAGACGCGGAGGAGCGAGCGAGGCAGCAGCGAGAAGCGGAGGAGCGGGCGAGGCAGCAGCGAGACGCGGAGGAGCGGGCGAGGCAGCAGCGAGAAGCGGAGGAGCGAGCGAGGCAGCAGCGAGAAGCCGAGGAGCGAGCUCGACAGAGGGAAGCAGACGAACGGGCGAAGCAGCAGCGGGAAGCAGAGGAGCGGACGCGGCAGCAGCGGGAAGCGGAGGAGCGGACGCGGCAGCAGCGAGAAGCGGAGGAGCGGACGCGCAAGGUGGAGGAGCAGCGGCGCCGCGACGACGACUACUACGCUCACAUGGAGUCGGAGCGGCGGCGCGCGCUGGACGAGGAGGAGCGCCGCCUGCUGGGUCCCGGCAACAACAACGGCGGCGGCGGCGACGACGGGACAUCCACGGCGGCCUACGCCGCCACCACCGCCGCCGCGUCUCCGCCGGCGCCGUCCCAGCAGAGUAAGCCUCGCGGCGGAGGCGGAACGGGCAUCGGCGGCGGCAUCGGCGGAGGCAUCGGCGGCAUCGGCGGAGGCGGCGACGUCGUGCACAGAGCCAUGCUGGUGCGGUGCGGUGACGGCGAGGAGGAGGAGGACUCUGCAAAGACGAGAGACGCUCGCACUAACCCCGCGGCGGCGGCGGCGGCCGCCCCCCUGCGCUGGCAGCAGCAGCAGCCGGGCGGCGGCGGCGGCGCCGUGACGACGCGCCGACCGCCGCUCGCCCGGCCGCCGCGCCCCGUGUCGGACGGCUUUGCGCUCUCGUCGGCCGCGGGGGGGGCGGCCGGCCUGGGCAGGCAGGCGCCGUCGGUGGCGGCUUCCAGCAGCAUGGCCGACCUGGCGCGCGUCGGCCGCGGCGCUGUCGGCGCCGCGGCGGCCCAGCAGCUCCGCGGCACGCCGGCCUCGCUGCUGCUCACCUAUGCUUCGCCUGGAAACUCGCAAGGCAUGAACACGUACCGGCCCGGCGGGACGCCCGGCGUCAUCGGCUCCCAGGAGGUUUACCGCGACCCACGCGAGCGUCGCACCAAUCAGAGCAAACCAGAGGCGGGCGAGCGCCCGAGCCCGAUGCCCGAGAAGCUGCCGUUCCGUGAGCGCCAGCGCCUCUUCUCGCAGGGCCAGGACGUCGCCAACAAGAUCAAGACGUCGCGCAAGCUCAUGGAGCUCGAGCAGGAGCUGGGAAACAAAUAAAGCGGCGAGCGGCGGUGUGCGGCGCGGCUCAGUCUGUCGCUCGCUCGCUCGGUCAGUCGGUCGGUCAAUCAGUCGGUCGAUUGGUCAGUCGGUCGGUCCAUCGGUCAGUCGGUCGGUCCAUCGGUCAGUCGGUCGGUCAAUCAAUCGGUCAAUCAGUCGGUCGGUCAAUCGGUCGGUCGAUCGGUCAAUCAAUCGGUCGAUCAGCCGGUCAAUCAAUCGGUCAAUCAAUCGGUUAAUCGGUCAGUCGAUAGCUCGCGUGCCCGCUCGCUCGCGGAAGACCGUCUGUGUGUCUCUCUCUCUUUGCCUCUCUGCGUCUCGGCCUCUGGCUCGGUCCGUCUGGCCCGCCGGCCGACGGAGAGAAAACACAACAAACGAUCUGAUCCGGUGGGGGGGGGGGGGGGGUGUCUCCCCACGCUUCCUCCUCGGUGAGGCGACACCACCGCCGACGACGACGAUGCUGAUGAUGAUGAUGACGACGUUGAUGAUGAUGGGGUCCAUCGCUUGGUCCGCCGUGGAAGACAGCCCUUCGUGUGGCCCCUCUGUGCCUGCCCGUCCCCCUCCCCCCGUCUUUCUCGCCAUCUUUUGGCGGUGGCGUGCGCGGUGUAGCAUCCAUCCGGACGUCUCUCUCUGCGUCUCUCUCUGCGUCCCUGUCUCUCCCGGCUGUCCUUCCAUCGCUGACGGGGCAGCGCGAUCGCGAGCACGUCCUAGGAUGUCUCUGCGGGGAGCGGCGAUGGUAGCGGUUGGCACCGCCGCGCCACGAAGCCGGCGACCCGAGUUCGAUUCCCGCUCGCGGACAACACCGGUGACGAUUAACCUGGCCCAAGUCCUAGGCCUCCCCUAGGUCGACUCGGCCUCGAAUUAGUACCAGGUGUGUGAAAUCAUCGCCACUGGUUGCUGGCCACCCACCCCCUCGUGGUACCGUGCCAGCCUUCACAGGUGCUCGCUAACAGCACUUGCCCCUACAGCCUGUUAAGGAUAUGCCGGGAGUGGUCUUCGUCUCUGUGCACGUGGCUGGCUUUCUCUGCACGCUGGUGGCGUCACAGCAAAGCGCACGAAUGACGGCGGCAUCCUUCCGCUGGGAGUCUUGUGCGCGUCGCUCGGCUGUCUUUGAUCGCCCGGAACCGUAUCAACGAUCCGGAGAAUACCUCCACGCGUCCUUGACGGGAUGCACGCGUGCGUGCGUGUCGAGCCAGCACUUUGACCCUCAAAGUGCACCUGGCCUGGCACAAGCGCCGCGGUGACGUCACUGCCACUCGGUGGCGAAUGGCGGCUGUUAUUGGUGGUGGUGAGCCAGCACUGAUGAUGACGACGACGCUGCUCGUUGUCGAGAUGAAGGAGGGGACCCCCUGCUACUUCUGUAAUAUUCCCGCGCGCGUUUAGACGCGUCGAAACCUUUGGCAACGCUGAGAGCCCCCCUCGCCCCCCCAAAUCCGCGACACCGCGCGGAUUUUUCCCCAAAACUUCCGAUUCGUCGUCGGGUCGAUGGUGGAAAAAAAACCAAAUCUCUCGAUUGUUGUCGUCGCCGUUUUUGUUGUUUUUUUUUUCUAUCCUGGCCCCCUUCCCCCCCCCCGAGCAAUAAGCUGAUGUCGAAAAAACGUCGCAGAUCUGACCCACUGACCCCUCACCCCCCUGCUGUGCAUGGCGCGGUCGGUCGUCGCGUUGCGUACGUGCCCGUGCGGUGGUAGGUGACGGCCGUUCCCUUCUGCUGGGUUCGUUUUGCAAGAGAGCUUUUUUAAAAAAAGAAUUAUCGCCGAUUCUAAACGAUUUCCGCGGGGCGACAAAAGCACAUUGUGGACUCGGGGGAAACCGCAGCGUGUUUGCGUCGGCUGCGGGACACACGGAGCAUCCUCGGGUAACGAUAGCAGCAGCAGCAACAACAACAGCAACAACGGCAACAACAGCAACAACAACAGCAACAACGGCAACACCAACAAGUUGUCGGUAGCUUUAUUUCCUCCUCGUGUCAACUCCCAGGGUGAAGAUGACGUCCGUGUUGGGGAAACGUCAUCACGCGCGAGCACCGUUGCCACCUGUCCUCUGGUUGUUAUUUUUUUCUCCCCCCCUUCCCCCAAGGAUCCACAACCUCUUGGUUCUCAAAGGGUUAGCUGCUGGGGAAAUCUCAUCAUCCUUGCCGGGGGGGGGUACAUUAAAAAUCUCUCCCGGCUUGUGUCGGUUGUGGAGUGGUAGUCGUAGUAGUAGUAAUAAUGUUGACGGCGAUGAUGAAGACGAUCAUUCUCCACUCGGCGAUUAUCCCCCUGGUUGUUGGGUAGCCUCCUCAAGGGGCGGUGGCGACGACGCCGACGGUUUAAGCUUCACCAUUGGAACCUCAUCGGUUUCAGCUUCGCCGUGGCACGGCGGAGGGGAACCGCCGGUGUUGUGAACUCGGUGAAGGGAGAGCGCCAAGCAGCGUGCUUUGCAAACCCCCUCUCGGUUAUUUUGUUUUUAUCUUAAACGGGGACACGAUGGGGGGGUCACGUGGGGCGAUUGAUGGAACGCGUGAAAUUGUAUCGUGCGCGAGAGCACGUCGGUAAGAUAAUCAGGCGCGUCGAUGAAUCUGCCAAUGUAAACAUAUAACUUGGCGAUACAAUUUGAAUCCAUGCGGUAACCCAGAACGACGAGUAAAAAGACCCCUUCCAGACUCGCCCGAUCGUAAGCAACGUGGUUGCCGUGAGCAACCAGUGAGUGCGAACAAAUGACGUCACGUGCGCAGAGCGACAGUUUGAGUGUUUUUUGUACACUUAUUGGCAGCUAGCUAGGAUUACCUCACUAAAUGGACAAUUGGUUAUAAUAUUUGAUGUUCAUUAUUCGUACUUUAAUUUACUCAGAACCACGUUGGGGGGUUACUCUGUUGGAACAAAACUCAACAAAGGAGGGGGGGGGUACAGGACCUAGACCACAAUCACCACCAUCGUCACUAUCAUCACCACCACAACCACUAUCAUCACCACCAACAACACUGAUGAUGUUACCACGCCGCUUGCGCCAGGCUAGGUGCACGUUAAGGCCGCGUUGAAGUGUCGAAAGCUCCGCUGGCAGGAGGUCGCGGGACAGGCCCAGGUGCCACUAUCACCACAACCACUAUCCACCACCACUCUCGUCAUCACCACAACAAUUAUCACCACCACUCUCAUCAUCACCACCACUCUCGUCAUCACCACAACAAUUAUCACCACCACUCUCAUCAUCACCACCACUCUCAUCAUCACCACAACAAUUAUCACCACCACUCUCAUCAUCACCACAACCGCUAUCACCAUAGCCACUAUCCACCACCACUCAUCACCACCACAACCACUAUCCACCACCACUCUCGUCAUCACCACAACAAUUAUCACCACCAUUCUCAUGACCACCACUCUCAUCAUCACCACAACCGCUAUCACCAUAACCACUAUCCACCACCACUCAUUAUCACCACCACAACCACUAUCCACCACUCCUCUCGUCAUCACCACAACCACUAUCACCACAAUUCUCAUUACCACCACCGCUAUCACCAUAACCACUAUCCACCACCACUCAUUAUCACCACCACAACCGCUAUCACCACAACUAGAGCCACCCCAAAAUAGUUUUACUUUUGCAACGGCUUCUACUUCACAAACUUCACGUUGGCCACGAUCUCUCCGCUGCUGGAUGAGGACCUUCCGCCCCACGGCGUAGCUCCCCCCACCCCCCACGCCUCGAUGCCAAAACUCGUCACGGCUAAACUCCCGGUAAAACACCUCCCGAUUUGCACGGUCGGCUACGUGGCGUGCGAAAGAAUUUGAACGUGCGUACACGCAACGUGCAAUGAGAGCCGCGGGAGUUUAACAAGCGCCCCGCCUGCCCGCCCGCCCACCCGCGGGUUUAGGGGGCCGUGAGACCCAGGGGGAGUUGAACCCCCAGUGCCUGCUGACCCUACCCCCGACGAGGGCAAGUCACGAGCCCGUGCGAGAUUCUUGUUGUUGUUGGCAGUGUUGAUUAUGCAAGUGGGAUGUGUGCGACCUUCGUAGGAAUGACACGGGUCGACCGUGCUCGUGGAAAAAAAAAGAAAUCAUAGUUUAUCGCGACGCUGGUUUUGAUGCCUAUCGCCGCCGCGACCUUACACCACGGGUCAACUCUCAAUUGUGUCCCGGUUUGAGAUUUUUAACCGACCGCUCUUGCGUUAAGUAAAAAAAACAAGCCGACGUUAUCAUCGUGCGCCGCGACUCGCGUCCAACUCAACGCCGCCCGCCCCUCGUCGAGAGCUUUGGCCGUGAGCUCGACUGCAAACGCGUCGGCGAACGAAAGCCCCGUUGGCUCGUGAGCGCGGAUUUUCAAAAAUUGCAGGCGACGCAUUCUCCCCUCUCCAGCCGACGAUCGUUCAUUUCCACCCCGGCCCCCCCCCCCCCCCCCCCCCCCACGCUCGCUCUCCUCCGAUUAGCGCGGCUCUGCUACGUACGGUGCGAACGAGGUUGAACGUACAUGCACGCUACGCAGGUAACAAACAAUAAUGCUUAACCCUGCCGUACGAAUGUUUUGUAUUGACGUCUUAUAUUUUAUUUUUGCAACACCGCCCCCCGCUCCUCCCCCCAUUACUCCAGAUAAACGAGAGCUGCCUGCAGCAAUAUUUAAUGGUUACUGUGCUAUCAUGGUUGUUACGGUUGAGUCGCACUUAACUGGAGCUGUCGAAUUACUGUUUGGGCUCGUGGCGGUUCACGCGUCCCUCCGUCUUAUCCGUUUUGCUGCGCCCAUGCCCCCCGGGGCGACGCUACAAGUUGCGUUCCACAAAGUUGUUGCGGUCCCGCUUUCAAAAACAAAUCGACCUUCGUUCUGUCUGUGUCCACCCCGCCCGACUCCCAGUGUAAAAGUAAAACAAUUCGUUUUCGUCUGUAGCACCGAGAGCGACACACACGCACACCACACGAUCAGUUUGCAAUGAAGGUGGGGUUUUGCAUUCGGCCCAGUCAGCCCAUAGCGUGUCCCCCCCCCCCCCAUGACCCCUUGCCUUAACACUGAAAUCGUAUUUCUCAAGACACAAGCCAUCACGCGCGGAAUUUUGGUCGGGUCAACAAUAUCGGGCACUCUGGAAUCUAUCGCCCCCCCCCCUCCCCCAAUUAAUUACGCUCGCCAAGUAACGAAUAAUAUCGGGUUUUUUUUUUCUGCCGGUCGGCGUCUGCGUACGCACGUUUACCUAUAUCACGUCCGUCGUGCGGGUCGGUUGAGCGAGUUGCGUGGGCGGCUCUGCGGUCCGCGGAUGGAGCUGUACAUAGUACUGAAGACAUAUCGCGCGUGCGGCAAUUCCCGCAGAAGCCGCACGGUUUUGGUGUAAAUGCGGCGCUCUGACAUCGUCGUCAUCAUUGCCGUGUUUAGUUUGUUGUCCUUCCCCGCCUAGCCCCCCCUUCUCCACCGCACCUCCCGAUGAACACGGGUUGGCUGCGUGAUGGCUGCGAAAGAAGUUGUGCGUGCGUCAUCGUCAUCAUCAUCAUUGGUGGCGGCAGGAAGUCACGGUCGAUCCACUGCCGGGUGAUGCUCUCGGCUGCAACGGCAACACGUCGCGACGGUCCACCCCCAGCCAGCCGCCUGCUACGCGAACUGAUUCCAUAUCCCCUUCUCCGCCUCCUCCGCCCUCGGUGGUGGUGGUGGUGUUGGUUGGCUGUACCGCACUGUGUACUGUAUAUAUGUAUAUGAACGAGUGCGGGAAGUGCGCCCCGCUUGUGUCGUUGUUAACCCCCCGGGGGUUGGGGGGGGGUCAGCGGCUGCCCGCGUGGUUUUUUGUUGCUUUCUCUCGCCGACUUGCUGUCGCCCGUGUCAAUUCCACGCCGCUGUGCCCCGAGGAACGGUAUAUCGGUAAAACACUACAAAACCGGACAUUUUUUUUUUCCGUUCACCAUUUUGGGCACAAACCUAUCCAAGAUGUCCGCAGUUGCCUUGCCCACAUGGAGUCUGUUGGGGAGUUCCAUGCUACAAAGCCCGUGGGAGCAGUGGAUUGUUGCGGUUUUGACGUUGGAUCGGGUCCUGGUCCAAUUUCCCAUGGGACCCUGCCCAACGUCCAGGCACGGUUCGUCUACGUAACGGCGCGAAGGGAUUUCGACGUCGAUUUUUCGGUGGUGUGGCGCGCGGUUGUCCUUCAACCACCACCACCACCCCCCCUACCCCUCUCUCUCUCUGGCGGUCUUGUGAUGAUACCAAUCUGCCAGCGGUGGAGAUGGAGCGACGAUGAGAUCGGAUCCCGACGGCUUGUGGAGGCCUCCGUCCAGCGCUGAUAUCGAUUCUUGAAACUAAAGUCCCAUCCGGUUAAAUUAAAACUGAAAGGCCCACUGAGCUCUACAACUCUUUUUUUAGAAGCGACCUUGCACAAAUAAUAGCUCAACAGCAGAGUGACCUAUCGUCAUCACGUGGAAAUUUGUAGCAGCCAAAUAUAUUCUAAACACCGUGACAUUGAUUCUAAACGUGGAGGGAAACACCGCAGGAUCCGGAGAAAAUCCACGCGGCCACGGAGAGAGACACACGCAAACUCCAAAUAUGCAGCAGGCAUUGGGGUCGGGAUUGAACCCACGACCUCCUGUACACCAGGCGAGGUAGUUAACAUCUCCUAGCCACCGUGAUGAUGAGAGAGAGAGACACGCAGACUCCAAAUAUACAGCAGGCGUCGUCAGGGUCAGGGAUCGAACCCACGACCUCCUGUACACCAGGCGAGGUAGUUAACAUCUCCUCGCCACCGUGAUGAUGAUGAGAGAGACACGCAGACUCCAAAUAUACAGCAGGCGUCGUCAGGGUCAGGAUUGAACCCACGACCUCCUGUCUACCAGGCGAGGUAGUUAACAUCUCCUAGCCACCGUGAUGAUGAUGAGAGAGACACGCAGACUCCAAAUAUACAACAGCAGGCGUCGUCAGGGUCAGGAUUGAACCCACGACCUCCUGUCGACCAGGCGAGGUCGUUAACAUCUCGCCACCGUCACGCCCGAGUUGCCUAGCUUACCAUUGAUCAUGUCGAGUUUGGUUUCAUUCCCGUCCACUGCGAGUCGAUGUCUGAACCGGUCUUUGGCUCCAUCGCACACUUAAUUUGACCAAGCCGCUUUGACCAGCAUGGUGAAGUAUGGUCAAAUAACCCCCAUGAUCGACACGGAUUGUAGGAGGCCUUCAAUCCAGCAGUGGUUUCAUUAUUGUUGUAUAAUUCCAUGGUAACGGGGAGUGAGUGGCCUUCACUUUUCGUACAGCGGCAGGCCACGUAUCACAAUUGCAGUUUUGAGUUGAUCGCAUCACGCUAGAGAGAGUGUCUCUCCACACUUUUAAUCUUUAAACACUAAAAAUUUAAAUAAAAGUUUUAUUUGUAUUUUGCAACUUAAUAUUUUUUUUUUCCUCCUUCUUGGGUAAACACUGAAAAUAAGAGAAAACACAUAACGUGUUGGACUUGAAAGGCAGUUAUAUGAUAGUUUUUAUCUGUAAUCAUGUUCUUGUUGUAAUAAAACACAAACCUUGA